This is a messenger RNA of Rattus norvegicus (Norway rat), 2368 nucleotides long. It is a transcript of the gene Abcb7, whose product is annotated as ATP binding cassette subfamily B member 7. Gene Ontology annotation, cellular component: membrane; mitochondrial inner membrane. Lineage: Eukaryota; Metazoa; Chordata; Mammalia; Rodentia; Muridae. Gene Ontology annotation, molecular function: ATP hydrolysis activity; ABC-type transporter activity; ATP binding. Gene Ontology annotation, biological process: transmembrane transport; intracellular iron ion homeostasis. The record is from RefSeq and is marked provisional.
CCCUCGCUCAAGAUGGCGCUGCUCGCGAUACAUUCUUGGCGCUGGGCAGCCGCGGCGGUCGCUUUCGAAAAGCACAAGCAUUCGGCAGUUCUGACCCGGUCUCUAGUCUCCAUCUGCGGCUCAGGCCUGCGGUGGAGUUCGUACCAGAGCGGCGCGUCAGGAAGCGCUCGGCUGUCCCAGACUACAGAAUCAUUAAGAAAUUCUACACAGCAGAGAUGGGAAAAAAACAACUCAAGACAGUUACUAGAUGCUUCAAAGGUUCUUCAGGCAUGGCCAUUGAUAGAAAAGAGAACAUGUUGGCAUGGGCACGCAGGAGGAGGACUCCACACAGACCCAAAAGAAGGGUUAAAGGAUGUUGAUACUAGAAAAAUCAUUAAAGCCAUGCUUUCUUAUGUGUGGCCCAAAGACAGGCCUGAUCUGCGAGCCAGAGUUGCCAUUUCCCUGGGAUUUCUGGGUGGUGCAAAGGCCAUGAAUAUUGUGGUUCCUUUCAUGUUUAAAUAUGCUGUAGACAGCCUCAACCAGAUGUCGGGAAACAUGCUGAACCUGAGUGAUGCACCAAAUACAGUUGCAACCAUGGCAACAGCAGUUCUGAUUGGCUAUGGUGUAUCAAGAGCCGGGGCUGCCUUUUUCAAUGAAGUCCGAAAUGCAGUAUUUGGCAAAGUAGCACAAAAUUCAAUCCGAAGAAUAGCCAAAAAUGUAUUUCUCCAUCUUCACAACUUGGAUCUGGGUUUCCAUCUGAGCAGACAGACAGGAGCCUUAUCUAAGGCUAUUGACAGAGGGACAAGGGGCAUUAGUUUUGUCCUCAGUGCUUUAGUAUUUAAUCUUCUCCCUAUUGUGUUUGAGAUGACGCUUGUCAGUAGUGUUUUGUAUUACAAAUGUGGGGCCCAGUUUGCAUUGGUAACCCUGGGAACACUUGGUGCAUAUACAGCAUUCACAGUUGCAGUUACACGGUGGAGAACUAGAUUUAGAAUAGAAAUGAACAAAGCUGAUAACGAUGCAGGGAACGCUGCUAUUGACUCACUGCUGAAUUAUGAAACUGUGAAGUAUUUUAACAAUGAAAAAUAUGAAGCACAAAGAUAUGAUGGAUUCUUGAAGACAUAUGAGACUGCUUCAUUGAAAAGUACCUCUACUCUGGCUAUGCUGAAUUUUGGCCAAAGUGCUAUUUUCAGUGUUGGAUUAACAGCUAUCAUGGUGCUUGCCAGUCAGGGAAUUGUGGCAGGUGCCCUUACUGUUGGAGAUCUAGUAAUGGUGAAUGGACUGCUUUUUCAACUUUCAUUACCCCUUAACUUCUUGGGAACUGUAUAUAGAGAGACACGGCAAGCACUCAUAGAUAUGAAUACCUUGUUUACUCUGCUCAAGGUAGACACGCGGAUUAAAGACAAAGCGAUGGCAUCUCCCCUUCAAAUAACACCACAGACAGCCACGGUGGCCUUUGAUAAUGUGCAUUUUGAGUACAUUGAAGGACAGAAAGUCCUUAGCGGAGUAUCUUUUGAAGUCCCUGCAGGAAAGAAAGUGGCCAUUGUAGGAGGUAGUGGGUCAGGAAAAAGCACGAUAGUGAGGCUGCUGUUUCGCUUCUAUGAGCCUCAAAAGGGUAGCAUUUACCUUGCUGGUCAAAAUAUUCAAGAUGUGAGCCUGGAAAGUCUUCGGCGUGCAGUGGGAGUAGUACCUCAGGAUGCUGUCCUCUUCCAUAAUACUAUCUACUACAACCUCUUAUAUGGAAACAUCAAUGCGUCACCAGAGGAAGUAUAUGCAGUCGCAAAAUUGGCUGGUCUUCAUGAUGCAAUUCUUCGAAUGCCACAUGGAUAUGACACACAAGUAGGAGAACGAGGACUCAAGUUAUCAGGAGGAGAAAAGCAGAGGGUAGCAAUUGCAAGAGCCAUUUUGAAGGAUCCCCCAGUUAUUCUCUAUGAUGAAGCUACUUCAUCAUUAGAUUCGAUUACUGAAGAGACUAUUCUUGGUGCCAUGAGGGAUGUGGUGAAGCACAGAACUUCUAUUUUCAUCGCACAUAGAUUGUCAACAGUGGUUGAUGCAGAUGAAAUCAUUGUCCUGAGCCAGGGAAAAGUAGCUGAACGUGGUACCCACUAUGGUCUGCUUGCUAACUCUAGCAGUAUCUAUUCAGAGAUGUGGCAUACACAGAGCACCCGCAUACAGAACCAUGAUAACCUUGGAUGGGAUGCAAAGAAAGAGAGUCUCUCUAAAGAGGAGGAGAGAAAGAAGCUCCAAGAAGAGAUUGUCAACAGCGUGAAAGGCUGUGGAAAUUGCUCCUGCUAAGGAACACAGACAUUUUCUCGUCUUUCUUUUUGUUGUCUUGUUUGGUUUUGAAAUAUGCAUUUGCACUGAAGUAAAACCAGUUCACAAAAACACAAAU